Messenger RNA from Cicer arietinum (chickpea), 2199 nucleotides. Its product is annotated as protein NRT1/ PTR FAMILY 7.3-like. Lineage: Eukaryota; Viridiplantae; Streptophyta; Magnoliopsida; Fabales; Fabaceae. Gene Ontology annotation, cellular component: membrane. Gene Ontology annotation, molecular function: transmembrane transporter activity. The record is from RefSeq and is a predicted model, not a curated record. Gene Ontology annotation, biological process: transmembrane transport.
UUGACUGAACUUUCAAAGCUCAUCAAAUUUGUAAUUUUACUUAACUCAUGAAGUGCUCUCACAUGUGUAACAUGGUUUUGUUUUAAGAAGGAGAUUCAAGAGGAUCGAGAAUUAAAAGAGGAUUGGCACAAGGAUGGCCCGUAAGGUACUUGGAGGGCACAAAGAGUAGAUAUUCAUACACUACAUUCUAUUGGAGGCCCCUAAUUAAUAUUGUUGACUAGCUGAUUAAAAAGGUGUUUGAACUUGAUGGGCAUGAGGAGGGGAGUAUCAGUCCUUGCACAAAAGAUGGGUCAAUUGAUUGUUAUGGAAAACCUGCUAUAAAAGCUAGGACAGGUGGAUGGAGGAGUGCCUCAUUGUUGUUAGUUAAUCAAUUACUAGUUGCAUUGGCUUUCACUGGAGUUGAGGUAAAUUUGGUUCUAUUUGCAAAGUUAGUAUUGAGACAGAGUAAUGCAGAGUCAGCUAACACUUUUAGUAGAUGGAUGGGAACUACCUAUUGCUUCUCUCUAAUUGGAGCUUUUCUUAGUGACUCAUACUUGGGAAGAUACCUCACUUGCAUCAUUUUUCAAGUUGUGUUCAACAUUGGAUUGGUUUUAUUAUCCUUGUCAACUCACUUCCUUUUACUUAAACCUCAAGGUUGUGGAAAAAUAGGAUUCCUAUGUGAACCUCAUACACCAUUUCAAGUUGCAAUACUUUACAUAUCAAUAUAUCUUAUAGCUCUUGGAAAUGGAGCUGCUGAUCCUGCAUUAGCAACAUUUGGUGCUGAUCAAUUUGAUGAAGAAGAACCUAAAGAAGAAAAAUCUAAGACCUUAUUUUACAGCUACUUUUAUGUGGCAUUGAAUCUAGGAUCUUUAGUGGCUGAGACAGUAUUGGCUUACAUAGAAACUUCAGGAAAUUGGAUUCUUGGAUUUUGGAUAUGUUCUGGUUGUGGAUGUUUUUCAUUUCUUGUUUUUAUGACUGGAACUCUUAGAUACCGGCACAUGAAGACGUCUCAAAAUCCGAUUUCUAGAUUUGCACAAGUGAUUGUGUCUUCUGUGAAGAAAAUUAAAUUUCAAAUGCCUGCAAAUGGAGAAGGACUUUAUGAAAUUCAAGAAGGGGAUGAUUCUAGUGGUAGGAGAAUGCUCCAUACAAAUGGCCUCAGGUUUCUUGAUAGAGCUGCAAUCAUUUCCAUAAAUGAAAAGAACAAGUUACAAGAUAAAAGCCAAAUUCCAAAUCCAUGGCAACUAUGCACUGUCACACAAGUUGAAGAAGUGAAAUGCAUAUUAAGACUAUUACCAGUAUGGUUCUGCACCAUUUUCUCGUCGGUCGUCUUCAUACAAAUGCUCUCCCUAUUCGUCGAACAAGGUUCAACGAUGAACAGAAAAUUCUACAAGUUUCAAAUCCCUCCUGCAAGCAUGACAGCAUUCGACAUCAUAAGCACAUCGGCAUUCAUCAUGUUAUUCGACGUACUCAUCGUACCAAUCUACGUAAAAGUAAUGAAAAGAUCUCCAAAACUUCCUAGCGAGCUUAAGAGAAUCGGUAUCGGACUAGCUUUUACUAUAAUAGCCUUGGUUGUUGCUGGUUUAGUCGAGAGAAAAAGACUCGAAUUCGCUAGCAAAGACGGUAAAGAGACAAGUUCUUUGAGUAUAUUUUGGCAAAUACCACAAUAUGUGCUUGUAGGAGUAGCAGAAGCAUUUGUUUAUGUAGCACAGAUGAAUUUUUUUACAUCACAAGCACCAGAUGGAUUGAAAAGCUUGGGAAUGGGAUUGUCUAUGUCUUCAUCAGCACUUGGAAGUUAUGUUGCAAACACUAUUUUGAUUGUGGUAAUGAAGAUUACAACAAGAAAUGGACAACCUGGUUGGGUUUCACCUAAUUUAAAUGAAGGUCAUUUAGAUAGGUUUUUCUUCUUGUCUGCAAGUUUAACUGCUAUUAAUUUGGUAUUUUAUGUUGUAUGUGCUAGAAGAUAUAAAGUUAUAGAAUUUGAGAAAAGAGAAGAGGGAAAUAAUGAGGAAGUUGUGAUUUGAUUUUAUAGAGUAUGGUAGCAAAGUUUUUGGAAGAGUAUUGGGAGAAGGUGAGGUUGAUAGGAAACUAAAUAAAGAAUUUUUUUUUUGGACUGUAUGUCUUUAUACUUGUUUAUUUUUAUUUGAAACAGAUUCAUAGAAAGGUUUGUCAUCAAGUACUAUUCUAGAGGCUAAAAUUUUCUAAUCCAAUUGGUACUUGAAA